AUGGAUUUAAGCCCUCUGCAUGCGCUGCUGCAGCGGCAGCAGCAAAACAGAGUGAUGCAUGCACAGAGCCGGGAGUGGCAGCAGCAGCAGCAGCAGCAACAGCAGAAGCAGCAGCAGCAGCGGGAGCAGCACCAGCAGCAGGAGCAACAGCAACAACAGAGCCAGCAACAGCAGCAGAAGCAGUUACAGCAGGAACCGCAACACCAGCAGCAGCACCACCAACAGCAGCAGCAGCAGCAGCAGCAGCAGCAGCAGCAGCAGCAGCAGCAGCAGCAGCAGCAGCAGCAGCAGCACCAGGUUUCCUGCGCCUCCGCCCUCCAGAAACACGCAGCAGCGGCACCCUCUGCUGCUGCUGCUGCUGCUGCUGCUGCUGCUGCUGCUGCUGCUGGGUUGGGCUGGGGCCACCAGGUUGAGGCCGUAGCCGCCAGCCAAGACCGACAGCAGCAAAACCAUGGGGCUCCAGGAGUCCUCGUCCUCGUCCCCCUCCAGCUCUGGGGACUGCAGCAGCAAACAGCAGCAGCAGCAGCAGCAGCAGCAGCGGAUGACGCGAGCAGCAGCAACAGCAGCUGCAGCAGCAGUACACAGCAGCAGCAGCAGCAAAUAUCUGCAGUAGCAGUAAACAGCAGCGGCAGCAACAAGAAGCAGCAGCAGCGGCACCAAAUCGCAGCCGCAGCAGAUAACUGCAGCAGCAGCAGCAAAUAA
Molecule: messenger RNA, 702 nt
Organism: Eimeria necatrix
Lineage: Eukaryota; Apicomplexa; Conoidasida; Eucoccidiorida; Eimeriidae
Exons: 2
Coding region: 1-702 (233 amino acids)
Source: RefSeq, a predicted model, not a curated record